Spirodela intermedia is the source of this 2999-nucleotide messenger RNA. The record is from the annotation of a GenBank genome assembly. Lineage: Eukaryota; Viridiplantae; Streptophyta; Magnoliopsida; Alismatales; Araceae.
AUGAAAGGGGGCGUCAUUCCGCCGGCCGGCGGCCGGAGGAUGACGCAGCGCGCCCGUCUCCUGCUUUGGAGCUCACCCGCCCGGUUGCUGAAGGCGAAGCUGCUUCUGGCCAGCUGUGUUGUCUUCGCCGUUGUCCUCAUUAUGGGCCUCGCCUUUUCCGCUGCGAUCUGGCCACACCACUUCCCAGUCGAUGGCCAACCUCAAGCCAGGUCCGUCGAAGAACACCCUCCCCGCCGCUGCGCUCUUCCUUCUUUCCUUCCUUCUUUAACUCUCCUCUCACGGCUAUCAUUACGGAGACGGGUGUUACGUAUCGGUUGUUCCUUUCUCGUUUUCGCUCUGAUUCCCGAUGUGUGCGCUGUUCUCAACUCCGACGUUCUCAGGCCGUGUUAUAAUCACGAAGAUGAACACCGCUUCUCUGGCUAUCGUUCUCUCGGGAAGGAUUCAAGUUCCUGUUUGGUCUUCUGUGAUCUUUGAUUGAAAUGGUGUUCUCUAUUCCUUUGCAUUGCUUCUCUGGGAGCCGACUAAACGUUCGAGAUUUACUGUACGAAACGGAAGACUCCAUGGGUUACGGCCUCUCCUUUCAAAACUAGCUCAAGCAGGGAAUUCGACAGGGGGAGGAAGAGAUGACGAGGCUCACGUUCUUCUAUAAACCAAGCAUAUUAUAAUGCGGACAUGAACAGAGGAGAGCCUAACGCAGCAGCCUAGGCUCUUGCGCGCAAGAUCAUGACUGAUUGUCUUAAUCAAGUCGCGAGUUUUCCAGGGCCGAUAAAUUUCGUAGCACUCGUAUCUGGAUUUGUCGCCGGGUUGCGAUCCGUUCUCAAUGCCCAGCCAGUUUCGAUGGCCAUCGAGACUUUUCUGUCAUACCCAACAUCUUUUCUCAUUGAACUUUCCUUCAUCAUGUGACCGUUAGGUCCACACCGCGUGUGCCCGGAAGCAUUUCUUCUGCCAGAACGCGCGAACUGCGUAGAUUAUUGGAUACGAGUAUACAUGCAUAUAUAUUCACCGGAAUGUGUUCCACAGGAGGGGAUACACUAUCUUAAUCAAUACUUUUAAGAGGAACGAUCUCCUGAAGCAGUCUGUGGAGCAUUUCGCAUCCUGCUCCCGAGUUGACUCCAUCCACAUAAUUUGGAGCGAGGCCGAUCCCCCUUCCGAUUUCCUUCUGGCGUGUCUGAGGAGGGUUGCCCACAGGAACUCGAGAGAUGGCAGGAUCGUGGAAAUAGAGUUCGACUUGAAUGCAGAGGACAGCCUGAACAACCGAUUCAAAGACAUCCCCGAACUGAAGACGGAUGCGGUCUUGUCAGUCGACGACGACGUUCUUUUCCCCUGCGCCUCCGUGGACUUUGCUUUCGGCGUUUGGCAGAGCGCACCCGCGGCGAUGGUGGGAUUUGUUCCUCGUAUGCACUGGCUGUACAGAACGGUAUGGCAGUCCUUCAGGGGUCUAUUUCUAUUAUGAUAAUUUUAAAUCUUGCGCGUAUAUUACCUGGCCUUCAGAGGUCCGAUCAUCGUCGUGGAUCUUAAAUACUCAGACGGGAUGUUUCAUAUGCAGAGCGAUGGAGAGGAGUACUACAAGUAUGGUGGCUGGUGGACCGUCUGGUGGACGGGCACCUACAGUAUGGUUCUCACAAAAGCGGCCUUCUUCCAUAGAAAGUACCUGGGCUUGUACACGAACCACAUGCCGGCAGCUAUCCGAGAUUAUGUGACCAAAAACAGGUAUCUUUUCACAGCUUCAUGCCCGGCAGAAGAUCCUCUCGCUGGGGGACCUGCAAGAGCCGACAGUUUUCUUCUUCUUUAUUUUAUUGUGAUGGCAUUACUUCGUAGGAAUUGCGAGGACAUUGCAAUGUCUUUCCUGGUCGCUAAUGAGACGGCUAGUCCUCCUGUGUGGGUGAAAGGUAAGGGGCGAAAUAUCUGUUGACUUUUGCUUUAUUUUCAAUGUACUUAUCUUGAGCGCAUCAGGUAAGAACAGGUUCGAUUGGUGCGCGUCCCGAAUCUUAUUUCCUGGGUCUUGUGGGUAGUGGAGUCGGGGGGAAUCAGAGCCGUAGAUAGAAGCGUUUGAGAUUGGGGGAAAGGCAAAGAUCAUGAAUGAUGGACCAGGUGGCGCUAUACGGAACUCAUAGUCGAAUACGGAUGUCCGAGGAAAUAAACCCGAGUAUCAGUCAGGUCAAAUGUUCGGCCAUCGACAAGGAGGAUAGUUUCAUGGUAUUCAUUGAUUUGGAUGAAAAUUCUCAGUCGGUUUCUCAAUCCUUGACCAUGAGAUAACUUGGGUCAGCCUGCAUUGGAUGAAUGGGCUCUGCAUUGGUUAAAGGCUUUCUCAGAUUUGAUUUAAUCGAGCUUACCUACUUGGAUUGAAAACUGGGUAAUUUACUCGUCUUUUCUUCCUAGAAAAUGCCCUUGUGCUCUUCAGCGGUGUCACCUGUUCCUAUCGAACCCGCUGCCUCUGAGUCCAUCGCCUUAAGGCUGCCUGUUCUGAGGCCUGAGAAGGGUUGGCUUUAACAUCUCUGUGACGAUUCAGAUAUGCAUUUUGUUUAUAAUUAAUGGGGUGGUGGGUGAGCUCAAUUUUCAAUCGGAAAUUCAUAAUUUACUUUGAAAUGGCUAUUUUGAAGUAACUUGAUUCAGAAUAUGAGGUAGAUAGCCCUUCAAACGAAGGAUGGGGGCCAACCAUUGAGCUACGCAUCGGAUCGAAAGAAGAGAUCUGACGGGAAUAUGUGGUGUAACCGAAAGGAGAAUGGGUGGGCUCAGAUGGAAGCUUCUGGGGCUGGGUCACGAAUGUCGGCUGACUCUUUUAGAUGUAACGGGGUAUCAUCCUGUCUCUCUUCAUGGUCUGAGUUGUUGCUGAUGCAGGUGCGAUAAGAGAGGUGGGUUCGUCUGGAAUCAGCAGCUUGGGAAGCCAUAACGAAAGGAGAUCGCAGUGCGUCAAAGACUUCGCCGCCCUCUACGGUCGGAUGCCGCUGGUGGCCACCACCGUCAAGGCGAUAGACGGCCGCCGCAGCUGGCUCUGGUGA